UUUUGGUUUGCUUAUGUAGAUGUCUAAUGGCCACCUCCUGUAAUUAAUUUAACAGUAGUGUAUACAGUAAUUUUUUUUUUAUGAUGGACAAAGAAUGCACAAAAGCAAAGCAAAUACUAUAGAUACUUCUAGGCCUUCUUCCCUGCCACUCCCCACCCCCUGCAGUCAUCACGCAGAUUCAACAUUUAUCAACUCAUGGCCAAUUCUGUUUCAUUUAUGCCCUGCCAAACCCAGCUGUCCUGUGCUCCAGCUUUGGGUUCACCUGAAACCCUAUCUCCUCAGCUGAACUUGCCCAGGAGACAAUCCUGGGUGCAGCAGACUCCUGCCGGUCUGUGUCCUCCACUCCAUUCCUGGGGCCUGAGGCUUGAGAACACUUCCAGUGUCACAUUCUGUUAUACUUGAUGGGGAAACUCGAGGCGUCCUGGUGGCGGGCAGGACAAAAGGACAGCUGUGCCAGGCUGCCCGCAAAUUAGGGCAUCUUUGGAGGCUGUCCUCCAAUCCCUAAUUAAUUUUUAGGAGAGCUUUAAUUAUGCCAUCAACAGUCCUCACUUAAACAAUCACAGGCACUCAGGCUAGGGGAGAAAUGAGUGACUGACUAGAUUUGCAUAACCAUUUACACUAAUUAGAAUGUCAAAAGUUGGUGGCAAAGAGGCCAAGUUGUGCUGUGACUUAGUAUCAUUUUAAUUUAGACCAAUUUCCUAUUAUUACAACUGUCUUCCUCUUUGCAUCUCAGGUCCUCUUUCCUUCUGAACGAUUUGUAGCAAAAACAGAAUGGAAAACAGAGAUAAUAAUAACUCAGUUGUAGGCAGAACUCCUAAAAAACUAAAAGCUUUCUUUCCUUAAUCCAAACCAUGAUUUUAGUUUUCAUCUAAACUUACAAUUGCAUGGAUAUUUAGAUUUAGAUAAUUUAGGCAAACACUUCGCUUUGAAUCUAGAAGCCUCCUCUUUACGUGAGUGUGUGUGUGUGUUCCAUAUAAGGUGGUAGAAUCAUGGUCAGGUUGUCCCAUGAGAAAAAGUACUGUCUUUGAACAGUUACUUUCAUUCCAGUGUCUUAACAUAAGGAUUGGUGUGUAAUAAUAAUGAUUAUAAGAUAUACUCAUUAAUAAGUAAUAUUAGUUUAAAUAAUAUGUAAAGCUUCUAAGACACAUGUUUUGAACUAUAAGAUUUGAAAACUACAAAGUGGGCUGAGAAUACAGAACUCCAGGUCUCCAGCAUAGAACCUCCCUGACCCAUUAGAGACUGUUUAGGCAUGCAUCAGUGGUUUCUGGGUCUGGCUGGUGAGCUACUUACCCAGGUCCUAGUUAAAUCAGGCAUCUUCUGUUUUUCCGCCCUCAUUCCCUUUUAGCAGCAGGAGGCCAUCUAUUUAAUUAGUUGGGGAUGGGAGCGUCUAUAAUCUCUUGGGGGCAGCUUUAGCCCCAGAACUGGAUAAGAGGGUGAAUCCAACUUGGGGCAUGGCUGGCCUCUCCCUGCAACAUAUGGGGAGCCUGCCACGCCUUCAGCCCAAGUUCCAGCAGCAAGCAGGAGUGGAGGAGCCUUCCCUGCUGGGAACACACCCCGCAAAGCCAAGGGCAGGUGGCGUCACUCGUAGAGGUCAAGCAGUUCUUAGACCAAACAGCAUCUGGCAAACUAUGCCAAUUGGAAAUCAAUGUCCCUCCCUGGGUGGGUUUAAUUUUAUGGUUGUUUGCACAAACUUACAGCCCCUAAUGGCAGGGCAGAGCUCAGAGCAUCCUCCCAGGAUUGUUUCGAGGGAGUGUGAUGUCUUUUCAGCCCAUCCAUAAGUUAAAGUAAAGAAUCUGUUGACUUGAGGCUAGUGUUAGAGCCUGGCUGUCAUGCUAAGCUAAACUAGAGGUGGGUUUAGCCACUAUUUAUCCAAGACCGGGAGGUUUGACCACAAAUGCAAUACAUUUAAGCCCCCAAAGCCUUACCACACUCCUUCUAGCCUGAGGGAGACACGUGGGUUCCUCUGCAUGAGGCAAUGUUGAAUCAUUAUGUUAAGUGUUCCAACUCCAUGUUAAGUAGACCAGCUUCCUUUGGACUGACAUAAGAUUUUAUAGUGGUUAAGAAGUUAUGUUCUGCAAUCAGACAAAUUCAGGUUCCAACACUCACCAGCAGAAGAACUUUGGGGCAAGUUUCUUAACCUCUCUGGGUCUCACUUUCCUCAUCUGUAAAAUGGGGAUAAAAGUUUCACCCACCUCACUGAGCUGCUGAGAGGAUGGAGUAAGAUAGUAUGUUGAAACUGGUUAGUAUGGAUUAAAAUGACAAUAAGGAUAAUAAUGAUAAUUCCAGCCAAAUAUGAACAAGAUAGUCAUGUUAAAAUAGGCAGCAACAGAAGGCUUGAAUGAGCAGUGCUGGUUUUAAAACCUUAAAUUUUAACAUUGAACUCCAUAGUCUUGUAUGCAAAUUCUUUAACUUGCUCAUUUUCCCCUUGUUAUGACCCAUCAUCUUUCUUAUUUUUCAACAAAAAGAUAAAGAUCCAGACAUAAUACUAUAUUCUGAUUCACCCUGCAAUGAAUGGGUUGUUGCUUUAGAAGCAUCUCAUGUCAGUCCUUGGUCCCAUCAGAAUCAGAACUCCAGGGAACCCAGCGGUAGUCAUGGCAACAACAUCUGUUGUGUUUCUCAGGUGGAUCAUUUCCAGGAGAUACUUGGAUAAUCAAGAUCAAGUGAUGACUCAUAUGGGAGAAAAACUUUUGUGUAGCUGAGGAUAGGGUUGCUUUCUUUGGGGUCAGAAACUCGGAUGGAGUGUGAGCCUACCUGGGGAAAUGUACCCCAAACUCUUCUUUCCUCCAUCAGAGACAGUUUCACUGCAGUAGACUACAAAGGGACAGGGGUGAGGAGCCCUGCUUCCAAGUGGGUCAGGGAGAGGAGAACAGGAGAGGAAGGGCCAGUUCUCCCGGAUGAAUAGAGAGCAGUUGUUGGUGGAGAACUGUGUUCUGGCCAGAAUUGCAGUUUCCGUAAGAUGCCUGAUUACUUUCUUCCUUUAUCUAUAGCUUCAGCUGGAUCCCCAUCAUUAGGGCAGGAUGAAAAGGUCCCCCUUUCUCUAACAGACACAAUCUGCAGUCUCGCAACCAACCGCCCCAGUGACUGUGUUACUGUUUCUUAGCCAUAGCUAGAGACACCCGGCAAGCUGGCCAGUCCAAUUCUCUCUCCCAAGUUUUUGAAAACUUGGCUGAAAUAGACAAGUGAGUUGGAGCAGAGUCACCUCAUAGUAGUACUUCAGGGCCUAAAGCAAUGGCUGCUAAGGUCCAAGUCACCUUCAUUCAUGUCCUACCAGAAAACCGGUUAUUUAAACUUCCUUUGACUUAGUGAGCUACCCCUCAUCAUUCCAUAUCUCCUUUCUGCUUAAGGACUGAUUCUGUUUUCUUUUUUUCUUCUGCAGGAAUCUUGAUAUGACAUGUUUCCUACUGAAACUUGAAAAAAAUAAAAAGUAGAGAAGGAUGGGUUUUGAAUAGUAAGCUUGUGAUGUUUGCAAGGGUCUAAACCAAAAUCUCUGGGUUCUCCAACCUUGAGAAUAGAUUUGUAACCUAAAAUUUCCCCCAUAAAAAGCAUCUUCAACCAUGAGAGCUAUAAGGCUGUAUGGAGGUGCAUGUGCGGUGGUUAGCCAGCUGGAUCUGUUCCUUGACUAAGUGAUUUACAUCCAUGUCUGGUAACCUGGGAUUUAAAUUUCUGCCUACACAAAAUGACCAAGUGUGCUUCCUCAAGAAUAGGUGACACUGGAGCAUUAAUUUUUCGAAUGCUAAAGUUCUCUGAAAAAGCUCCAGGCUCAUCUAAGCAGCACAAAGUGGUACAGCUACAUAUAUCUUUUUCUUUAAAAACUACAUUAUUGCCUUCAGGGAUUAAUUGCAGCAGCCAAUCAUCUAGUGAAACAGGCCAUGGGUUUCUUACAAUUAUUACUGUAAAUGGCUUCUUCCAUAGGAUCCACAUUUGGGCACUGAUUCAUACUGGGAUUGCUUUAGCCUCAUCUUCUGCAAAGGGCUUCCUCUGAAGAUCGAAAUGUGAGGUUGGGUCUAUUUAUCAGUGACAACUCCGACACUGGGCAAAAUCCCUGAGCAAGAGAUCCAAGUCUCUCCCCCAGCUCCCUCCAAUAGGGAGAUUUUCAUAUGAUGUCACCAAUGGGUGGGUCACUUUGUAACAGAGCUAAAGACACAAGUUCCUGUUAGGGCCAGUUCAAUUCAUCCUCUUCUCUGGCUGUGGAGUGCAUCAUCCCCCCAGGGAUAUGACCAGCCUCCUCCCAGAGAGCUGCUUUGGCACAACACAUCCUCACUUCUGCAGAAACCACUUGGAGCAUCAGUGGAAUUCCUUUAGCUUGUGGUAGACUUCACAUAAUUCACCAAAACUUCCUCCAAGCUUCCUGGAGGUUUCAUGUCUCCAUGUCAUGAAUUCGCAGUUACUUCUCAUAUGGAGCUUCCUGCUUGAGGACUCUUGUGCCUUCCAGUUGUCUAAAGUCUCCACUCUCCCUCUCCUCCCCACAUGGUAGAUAAAGGGACUGGGAUCAGACUGGGGGAAGCAGGUAGGUGUACCUUCAGGCAGGUCUUGAAUAAAACCAGAAAAGAGUUGGAUUAACUUCUGGAAACCCAGAAGAAAAUUCUGGUUUGACUGAACUGGGUCACCUUCUUGACCCCAAGGCACUGAUGCUGUUCACCAGCACCUGAAGACACUUACCGCUAUUGUUGCACAUUACGAACGCAUUUCCAAAGUACCACUAAAUACAACCUGGAAAAGGAAAUUUUCUACUGGCUAAUUUCUUGCUAAUUUCAGGCCAGUUAUAAUGAAUCAUGUAUCUCCAUCACUCAGCUUCAACAACUAUUUAACUAAUAGGCAAUCUUGUAUUACCUAUACCUCCACCCGUUUCCCUUUUCCCUAGAUUAUUUUGAAGCAAAUCCCACACAUUAUAUAAUUUAUUUGUAAGUAUUUCAGUAUGUAUCUCUAAAAUAUAAGCUCUUAAACAGUGUAACCAUGCUAUCUUUAUUAAACCUAAAACAAUUAACGAUAAUUCCUUAUUAUCAAAUGUGCAGUCCAUGUCCAGAUUUUCUCUCAUUGCCUCAUAAAUGUUUUUAGAGUUGGUUUAUUUGAGUCAGAAUCUAAACAAGAGCCACACAUUGCGUUUGGUUGAAAUGGUUCUAGUCUCUGAUUCUAAUUUUAUAGGUUCCUUCUUCACCUUUCCCCCUGCCUCAUAUAAUAUAUUUGUUGGUAAAUAGUCAGUUGUCCUAUUGAGAUUCUUAAUUCUGGAUUUUGCUGAUUGCCUCUCCAUAGUGUAUCUCUUAACAUGAUUCUCUGUCACCUGAAUGUCAUGUGAGUUGAUUGUUAGAUAUGGAGGCCUAAUAAGAUUCAGGUUCAGUUUUUUAGUAGGUACACUAGAUGCUCUGUUUUUCCAUCAGGAGGCAUACAGUGUCUGAUUCUGUAUGUUUCUAUCUCUUUUUAGUGGAUUAACUGGACGAUAAUUAGAAGCAUUCAAAUAACAGUGGUAGGUUAUUCACAGACAUGUGUUACCACCAGACCUUGGGCAACAGAAUGUGGGUUAGGCUAGAGUUUGAAUCUUCCCGUGUCACCAGUGCCCUUCUCUUGGUUGGCACCUCCUUCCUUUCCUGGGUCCCUUUUUAAACCAUCAAAUUCUGGGCUGGCUGCCAGCUGAGCAGUGAACCUCUUGACUGUCCUUCUUGCCAGCCAUUUGCCCUGGAAGUUUUCCCAGCCCCGACAUGCUUCUCCCAGUACACCCUCCUCACCCUCAGCCCUGCCCAGAGAGUUUGCAUGCUCUUGAGUCACACUUUAUAAGAGAAAUAUUCAGGAUGCAAAAGAAUGACUAGAAUGCAGAAGAGAAGGAGUUUGUUCAUUAAUUUCAGCAUAACAAGUUAAAAACCUUUUGAGAGGAAAGUUAUACAGACUUUUUUUUUAAUCAGUCACUAAAAUGCUUUCAGAUGGCCUUCUCCUUAAUGUAAGAGUAUGGAUUCAGCUUGAAUUUUCUGUGGAUACUGCUCUCUGGAUAUCCUCUGAGACAAAGAGUUUCCAUGGCCACAUAAUUUGGGAAACUCUGUAUAUCCCAUCUUAAGAAGGACCAUGACCAUAGUAAAGCCUGUAUAGCUUUGUUUAAGGCAGAAUUUCCUUUUGUUUGUUAAAGGGUAAAAUUUCCAGGACACAGUUUGGGAAAUACACUUUGGAAGAACCAUAAAGCUAAUCUUCUGGGUAAAGUGAGGCAUGGGAGAAAGGGGGCAUUAGCGAUUAGAACCAGCACUCUGGAAUUUCUCUGACCCACUUGAGUCUGGAGACGCUUGGGGGAUUGAAUUGGUAAGAGGUUCUUAUAAUGGGCUUCUGCAGAAAGCUUAUGUUCCUGGUUUCUUGGCCUAAACUCAUCAAGUAUUUAAGCAAACUUUUGUCUUCCUUCUGAGAUGACUUACAUGCAUCCUGCAUGACACCAGGGAGCACAGAGGCGUGAACUAGUGUUACCUGGGCCUCAGUCCAGUAUUCCUCAGUUAGCAGCAAAGCAAAUUUGCUGGCGUGAAUCAAGUGACCUAGAGUGACAAAUUAUAUGGCAACUGGGCAUUAGCCACUGGGGAACAGGACAAGUGAGCUGAAAGUAGGAGGUUGUGGGCUUCUGAGCAUUGUCAUCUGAGCAUUGUAGUCAGCAGUGGUUGUGUGACUGGCAAAAUGUGGGGUGUUCAGUUGACUGGUCCACUGACGCCUCAAGAACAGGCAGUGGUGGGGAGGUGAUCAUUGCAAGCAAUGAAAGGCUGGCAUAGGGAGAGUGGACUCAGUGGUGAAAGUGGCCUAUGAGGAGGAUGGUCAGAAGCCCAGUGUCAGAGGCGUAUUGCAGACUUAGUUUCCCUCUCCUUUGGCACUGAGUUCCAAGGAUCUGAGGUUGUGUGAACAGAUGGUGUUCCAAGGAAACCUCAGACUUGGUUCACAAAAUAGACUAAUCUGUGCCUGCAGGUAACUGGCCCCACUGCCUGCUGUUUAGCAGGGCUGGGACAGGCUGGGACUGACAGAGCACUGUGCACAUGUCAUACAGCACAGUUAAUGAGCAUCUACUAUGUGCCAGGCAUCAUUCUAGGCACUGAGGGCACAGUGAUGAAUGACUCUUUUCUUGACAUCAAAACUCUUCCUGACAAGACUCAGUGCAGCACAGAGCAUGGGCUCUAGGGAGAAAGAGAAGUGGUUUUCAAAUCUAGUCACUUGCUGUGUAGCUCAGUUUAGCCAGAACCCUUGGUUUUCUUGGCACAAAAUGAAGAUUUUAACAGUCCUUCCCUACUCAAAAGGUAUUGUGGAAAUAGGAACUAACAUCAGUAAGCAUUUGGUAUUUCCUGGGGGUGUUAAAUUUUUUUUUUUUUUUUUGUGGUGAUGAUUUUGGUUUCCUUAGCUUAAGGUCAGCCUGAGCAAGAAUUUCAAUCAACCAAGAAGCAAAUACUUCUUUAUUGAACACUGUAGACCCAGAUACCUAAAAUUGCCCCUUCCCUUAAAAAAUGUAUAACCUAUUUGGAGAAACAGGAAAUAAAUUCAUACUUAGAUACCAACACUACCAGUUUCAAAUAUCCACGUGGGUAGGGAUUUUUGCAGUGCGGUCAACUCUAUUUUUAGUGCCUACCACAGUACCUGGCACAUGGUAAGUAAAAUAAAUAUUUGUCAAAUGAAUGAAUGAAAAUCAGCUUGAAGGAAUGAAACAAGUGUUAUAUGGUUGCCAAAGAAACAGGAAAAAUUACAUACUCACAUGGCUACCAUUGGAUUCCGCUUAGACACGGCCUAGGAAUCAGACUGGUUGAGACGUCUGGUCGGAUAGGCAUGAUAUCUUUUUGCUCCCCACUGAGUGGAUUCAGUAAGAGGCAGGGCAGUAGGACUCAAACCUAAUGGUGAGGAGGGACAGGAACACAGUCUCAGAAUUAAUAGACCUGGCUGUUUGGAUAUUUAGAAUAACUUGUUCAGCUAAGCUGCUAAAAUUGCACAAGGAAACAAAAAAGCAACACCAACUAAAAUCAACAGAAAACUGCUUCCCUAGUGGGGCCGGGAGCCAGUAUCAGCGGCUAGCCUGGGCAGGCAAGGCCUCUGGGCUUUUACUCUGUGCUGACUCAGGAACUGCCUGAAACCUGGAUUGUAAUGACAGCCACCCUUUGGGGGAGUAAGCCACCUGCUCACUGUGAAACAGCAGAGACCACAAUUUCAGAGCAGGCAGAAAAGCAGCAGGCCAGUGGCAACUGAGUUUGGAGGGCACAAUUUCCCCCCAAAGAGUCCAUAUUAGCAGGAGGAAAAACACCUGUGUUGCUAGGGGAACAAUGUGGACUCUCCCUUUGUAUGUGGGGUCCCUCCGCCUCCCUUUUCCUCCUCCCUCCCCUUCUUUCCUUCAAUUAGUAUUUCUUGAGCAUCUGUAUGUGCCAGACACAAUUCUAGGUACUGGAGAUACACCUAGGAACAAUACAGAGGAAGCCUGUGUAUUCCUGGAGUCUCCAAACAACCAAGGACAUACAGCAUCAGGUAGAACAGGAGCUGAAUGACACCCCAGAGCCAGCCAGGGACAAUCUAGGGAAAUGGCAGUUGAGGCAGGGGUGGGGGGGGUGGGGUGAGCAUGGGCAGUGGAGGAGGAGCAGCCUUUUGAGGGGGCAGCAGUAAGUGGUGAUGUCAGAGAGGUGGGGCCACCAGCUGAAAUCCUUUUUCCUCCAGAGCUCAGAAAAAAUCUCCCUUCUGUGAACUCCUAAUGGUACCAAUCAUGUCCGGCCUCAUGCCUAGGAUGGUGGUCCCCGCUCUACUGCUGACAUGCUCCUAUUGUUAAAAAUGUUGGUAUAUUCUCACAUAUAAAUAUAUGUGUUUAUAUUUUGUACACUAUAAAACAUACCCUGAGUUAGAAAUGAAUGAGAUAAAAGAAAUACCAGAAUAAUUUCUAAUCAUUUCCCAUACUCUAAUGGACUGUCUUGUGCACCUCUUGGAAAACAUGACUCAGGUUUACUACUCAGGGUAGUUUUUUGUUGUGUGUUGGGUUUAUCUCCACAACUAGAUGAUGUAUUCCAUUAGGCUAAACUCUGACUUAUCCCUGAUGUUGCCUGGCACAGGGCUGAACAGAUGGAAGUAGUAAUUACUGUCCAAGAGACAAAAGACUCCAGUUCUGGUGGACACAUAGACAAUGAGGCACCAGUGUAGAGGGCUUCUGCAGGGAGACAGGGAUAGGUCCUAUGGCCUUUUUUAUGGCUAGAUGAAAGAUUCCUUGUAUCAGUCAGGGUUCAACCAGGAAAGCAGAGCCACUGUGAGUAUUACAGAAGAAGGAAUUUGUUAUAAGGAUGAGGCCUUCUACAACUGGGGAAGGAGCAAGGGAAGUAAAGGUCCAAAAAGGUUUGUUGAAGAAUGAGAGAACAGUCACUAUGCAGCCCUGGCUGGGGGAAUGAAUCAGAGCUUGCAGGGGAGUCUGGAAGCGAGUCUUGAGCUGCUUGAGUAAGACUGGGUGGGGAAGCUGGUGCAGAAGUCAGCUUCUUUGUGGCUGUGACCAUCUCUGUGAGCUCACAGGAAGCAUCUGAUAGUGGCCCUGGGGCCACUGUUGGUCAGCAGGGCCGGCGGUUGGGAGAGAGGGAGGGAGCACUGGGUACACCAGGAGGAAAAGCAAGGAUGGACUGGAAUCUAUGGGCACCUCUGCCUCUAUCUCUCAUGGCCUCUAACCUACAAGGAUCUUCAGAGUAUCAGCUUCACUUUUGCCUAACUCAAACCCAGAACCACACAGGGAAAGGCAUUCUGAAGAAACAUAGCCUCCAGCCUGAGUUUAUCAUGGAACCAUCCAGCACAUCCCUGAGACUCACUCCCUUUGUUCUGCUUCAAUGUCCAUGAAGAGAAACAUCAUGAUUAUUGAUCUGUCUUCCUUAAUACCUCAGUGCUAGAAAGGGAGGGGCCCUGGAUGGUGAAUGCAAAUAUUUCAGUCACUGGAAAAGUGAAACCUCUCCUGAAAAUUAACACUUUGAAAUAUGUCUGUGAUUAUAAAAUUGAACCUUAAACUACGAGACAGCCAAAUCUGCUACCCAGUAAGUCCCUGAGCAGUGUAUUUUUUGCUUCUAUUUCUGAUAUGUCAGACUUAGAUUGUUCCAAUAUCAAAGGCAGAACUCCCUUGAAUUUACCCACCUCUCACUGUCCCUGUACAUUCUAUGGGUCAAGCACUAAAAAGCAGGGAAAUAAAGCAAAAAUGAGAGGAGGGGUGGUUAGUCUGCAUCCUGAAUAAUUGCAACAGGUCAUUUUGUUUAUCUAAAGAGGCACCUAUAUUGCAUGUAACUGUGUCAGGCAUGGGUCUAAGUGCUUUACAAAGAGUAACUAGCUCAGUCCUCAUGCUAAUUCUAAAGAUCAUUUCUAUUAACCCUCCUUACAGAUAAGGUAAGAGAUAUAGAGAGGUUAGUAAAUUGCUCAAAGUCACACAGCUGGAAUUUACAUCAUGAUUAACUAUACCUUUAUGUGUAAAAGGUUCAAAAAUUAUCAAGUUCAAAAGCUGAGUUUAUUUUUAUUAUCACUUACAAAAUCUAUUCAGAAUGUGUAGUAUUAGCUGUCAUUUAAAGAGUAGCUUUCUUAGGGACCAGGCAGAGCCCUUUACAGGUACUGUCUAAAAUAAUGCUCACUCUUUCUGGGUUAGGUAGGUAUUAUGAUUCCACUUUGCAGAUAGAGAAAUAGGAGAAGUGAUUUUUGCAAGAGCACACAGCUAGUUGAAAGGACAGCCAGGAUUCAAAACUGACUUCAAAGAUAGAGCUUAGACCAAACGCUCAGAGGAGGCUAAGCUCCAUCCAGAAGAGUGAUGGCAGAGUCCAAACCAUGCAAGUCAGUCUGGCUCAUGGCAAUGAGAAACUAAAUCCAACUGCCAAGCUGUAAUUCACAAGCAGUGUGUGAAGUGAUUGGGGGUUGGAGAAUCACCUGGGGCCCUUUAGUGAGCUUGUGCUUUCCGGAGGUGAGUGAUCACUCUUGGGGCCUAGAACAGGGUCCCUCAUCUUUGUCUUCUUUCUCUUGGCCUUGUCAUUAGUCUGUCUAUUCUAAGUUUCUACCCUCCACUGGGUUUUCUCUUUUCUGGAUCUUCAAGGGGCAGGGGACAGAGGGGCAAUACUUUGCUUUUCCCUUUCUUUCUCCAAACAUAAAUCCUUCUGCAGGUUUUUCCUCACUUACUAACUAUGUAGCACAUUACAAAGUUACAGGAACUUUUAAGACCUUGCACUUCUGGUCUUUAAUGAAAUAUAAGUGGAACUCAACUUCAUUGUCCUUUUGUCUUUUGCUGGCUUACUUUUAAGUCUUUCAGGGACCCAGAAUCCCCCAAUUGCCAUGCCCUCCAGAAGGAAGCCCCAUUCCUCAUUUUUCAUAAUUUCUCUGCAAAUUCAGAAUGAACAAGUGUUUUCUUCUCUUUCUUUUAAUUGUGUGGUUCUUUGGAGAGUUUUCAUUAAAAAAUUAAAUAUGGUUUUGGAUAAUAGAGGAUGUUUACCCUUUAUUCUAUACAUUUUAUGUAAUAAUUUUCAACCAUUGAUCUUUUACUUCUAAAAUAAUACCUCUCCUAGUUUUCUACUCCUACAGGUGUAAGCUCCCCUCACCUUCAUCUCUCUCCUAUCUCCAUUUGCCAGUUUUGAUUUCUGGCCAACCCUAGACAUAGAGUAAUAGCCAAUUCAUCGGGUAGGAUCAUGCCAUCAGUAUAGAAAUACUGUGGGAAUUAGUCUGACAUGCAUUUGGGCUCAAAUGGCUAUAGAUGUGUUUUUUGAUAAGAAAGAAUCCAUUCUGCAUUCAAAAUGUGGAUCUAGUGUGUGUUCUUUACAAGGUGAGGGAAUAUAAAUUAUUCGUACGGGUUCUUCACUAGGAAUGCACUCAUUUUGAUUGGCAUUACUAUCAUUUAUGUAACAUUUUCCCAGCCAUUCAGUUUGGGUUAUUUAUUACCUAUUAUUUUCUAGGCACUCUGCUAGACUGUAGGGUUAUAAAGUAAAUGACACUAUCCUUUUAGCAUAAAAUUUCUAAUUUUAUUCCUGAAACUUUUAUUAGUGACUUGGCUGACUCUGGGAGGUCACUGGUGAAUCUCAGCUGCUCCAUUUGUCAGCUGAAGGGCUUGUAUUAAGUGAUAUCAAUUUUAAAGCAUCUAAAAUCAAAAGAUACAGGAGAUUUAACUUCUUAAUUCAGUCAUUAAGUUGCUCAGUGCCUUUGAACAUAAUACUUAGUCUCUGGAUCUCAGUCUCCUCCAUAAAAUACACAGAAGGCACUAGAGCAGGCUAGGAAGCAUGUAUUCCAAGGAACUUUGUUUCUUGUCCUUUCUAGGAAAAAAAGGUUGUGUCCAAGAAGAUCUGGGAAAGUCUAGAGUCAGUAGGUUUCUUAAUUCCAGGACCUCUCCGAAACUUUAUUCUAUCAAUUUUGCUUCAUAACUCUCUAAGCAGGACUUAGCAGGUAGGUUUCCCAGAUUUACUUGACAGUGAAAUCCUUUUCCCCCAGAAGCAUCUUUGUAGUACUAAUAAAUUGUCCUUCAGAAUACAUUUGAAAAAUGAAUUACUACAUACCUUUAAGGCCCUUUAUUGCAGCAAUACUCUCUAUCCUUGGAUCAAUUUUAUGUCAUAUAUGCUAGUUUAUGUUCUAAUAUAGCUGAGCUGUGUGCAUUUUAUUGGGUUUCCUUUUUAUCUUCAAGUGGUACUUUCAAGUCUCUUAGUGCACAGGCUAUAACCUUACCAAUCUUGAAUACAUGGCCAGCAAAAUCAUGCAUCUCAUUAGCACUUUGGUCAAUAGUGUCCAGAACAUUAUGUUUUGUAGGGAAACAUUCCAAAGAGUAGCACAGAGGAGGCUCCUUGGGGGGAGGGAGGAGAUAAAUGAACAUGAGAAAUAAUAGCAUUAGUAGGGCUGAUUUCCAUGAAAACUCACAAAAAUAUAUUUGACAUUUUGAUAACUAAAUAUAGUGCCUCCCAUCACAGGACUGCUCUUCCUCCACCAAGACUGUUAAAGUGCAGAGUAACAGAGCUGAAUGGCUCCAUGCAAAAGUCUGUGUUCAACAUCUGUCAUGCUGGAGAUCAUUAAUGUUCAAUUGCAUUCUAUUGUCUUCGUGUUACUCAACUUCAUUUCAUUGUCAUUGCUUCAGCUGGGGAUUAAUCAACUAUUUAUGGGAAGACAGGACUUGGAGUCAGAGCAGUCUAAAGCAAUGGUGAGGGAAGCAAGACAGUUAAAAGACUCCUGAUUUGUGAGAGUGUUGAUCACUGAAUUAAACAAAAAUAUCUGAGAAUAAUGUCAACAUAAUCCAUAUUUCAAAAGGAGAAAGAACAUAUUGGCCUUCCUAAAAAAUCCAGAAAUGAUUUUGGCUUGAAUCUUUUUGGAGCUUGUUUCUUUGCCACUUUUCCUUAAAAGCUAGAAAGAAGCUGAGAGAAGUUAACGGUUUCUCUGUAAAUCAACUCAUCAUUAUCAUUAAUGAUUCAUCAUUAAUGAAAUCAUGCUUCAUUAUUGUUCCUGAGGACAGUUGACACAACUGAAACAUCCAAGUAGCAUGAAGUAUUUACAGCUUUAUAAGGUGGGGAAAAUUUUUUUCAUUAGGAAUUAUUCUUUAAAACCUCACAAAUCACUUAGAUGUUUCCAUUUUGCACAUGUAUAUGCAUGAUGAUUAGUUUUAUUCAAUUUAAAAGUCAAAUUAAAUAACUAAGAGAUUGUCAUCUCAAUAUAUGUCCUGAAAACAUUUAUGAACCUGUGUCAGGGGACUGGAGUAUAAAUUCUGAAUUUGCCUAAGUUCCAAAACCAUGCAAUCUAAUUAUGUAGAAAAUAAUAUACAUUUUUGAUAUACACAAUAUCUUUUGACAAGUUGUAGUAAAUUAUUCUGCAGAAAACACCCAAGUUAUUUGCACAGUAAAAAUUCCAGGUCUGAAAUAAUAUUAGGACCUGCUAAUUUGUCCAACUUAAUAGCUAAAAUAAAAUGCUAAUAUAUUCAAUCAGCAUUAUGCAAAAUUGUCACACAUCGUGACAAAGCAAAAUCUUCUAACAUUAAAAAUCCAUAUGUCAUAAUUUCAAGACCAACAUAUUCACACAAGUCAUUUCUGGUAACUUUAAAAUCUUGGUUCAGUUUUUGAUAUGUAAGCUGCCUGCUGAUAUGGGAAAAAAUGGACUAAGCCCUCCCUCCACCCCCACCUUUUUAUUCUUUUGGGGACAGCCAGGCCACUCCAGAUGGUGUGUUAGUGUUGGACAUAGCUUUGGAGAAACUUCCAACAGACGAAGGCUGUAAUGUCAGGAUUUUGCUGUGCGUCGUCCCCCUUACCCCCCUGCAGUUCCCAGGGUAGGAAGGUGCUGAGAUGGAAGCCGAGGGACGCCCACCCACCUGCCACCACCUGUUCCCUUCUUCAGCCCUCUGCUAUAAAUUCUCCUCCUUCAAAGAUUCAUCCAGCACGCUCCGACAGCUACUAGGGAAAAAGCGCUCCUUGCCUAUCUGAGCUUCGGGAAAGAUUUCAUCCUCCUGAAAGAAGUCUCAGCUUUCCCAGAGGACUUGAAAGACCUUCCCCGAACCAGCCACACCAAUUCUGCUGCAAGAAGUUUCCCUUUUCAUUUUCAACUUCACGUUUGGAAAAUGACUUUCGUUUCAGCGUCUCUAUUUCCCCUAAAUUUUGGCAAGUGAAGCAACAUCAAUCUGGUUAUCCAGUAGGACAAAAGGCAGAGCCCAGCACUCCCCACUGCAAACUUUGAUUCCACGCUGGUUGCUUUGUGUAUGACUUAUUUGCUAAGAAGAGCCAAGUUGCAGAGCAGCGCAUACAUCAAACCACGCACAGGUCCUGAGCCGACGAGUGAGCUCGGCGCCUCCCUCCUUCCUAGCCCGGGAUGAAGUCCUGCAAGUCCGGCAACCCGGCGGCGGGAGCGCGUGCCGCGCCCCCGAGUGCCGACGGCGCCGAGUGCGCGGGCACGUGCGCCGGGGCGGGGCGGUUGGAGAACGCGGCGCGCAGGCGCCUCGCGGCCAACGCUCGCGAACGCCGCCGCAUGCAGGGGCUCAACACGGCGUUCGACCGCCUCCGCAGGGUGGUUCCCCAGUGGGGCCAGGAUAAAAAGCUGUCCAAGUACGAGACCCUACAGAUGGCGCUGAGCUACAUCAUGGCUCUGACUCGCAUCCUGGCUGAGGCCGAGCGAUUCGGCUCGGAGCGGGACUGGGUCAGUCUCCACUGUGAGCACUUCGGCCGAGACCACUAUCUUCCUUUCGCGGGCGCGAAGCUGCCGGGAGAGAGCGAGCCCUACAGCCAGAGGCUCUUCGGCUUCCAGCCCGAGCCUUUCCAGAUGGCCAGUUAGGGCGCGCGGCCCCACCGGGAUGGGACGCCCAGAGAUCGCGCUCGGGAGCCUUCUCCCAAGUAGCUGCUUGGGCUUUCGGUGGCCCGGGAUGCAUUCCUAGAGUAUAAUUAGCAAAUUUCCAGCUUACUUUUAUUCGCAUCCCCAGUCCUGUGGGGAUGAUUUUAUUGCUUUCUAUUUUUUCCUCUGUAGUAUGUUGUAGAUUUCAUUGAUGGGCUCUUGGAAUGGUUUUGUUUGCUGAAAAUAAUGUCCCAUCCUCCUUUUCUGGACUUCUUUGGGGGAAAACAUUCUUAAGGAAAAAUAAGAUUAGGUUAUACUGCAGGUUUAGUCCUCAGAGAAAUAAUCGCUUUCUUAAACUUUGUAAGUUUGUCCUGCUAGGGUGAAGUUAAACAGUUAUCUAUUACUUGUGUGUGCUCUAUACCGAGCAGCUUUCCUGUCUUGUAAAUGCAGUUAUGCUUAGUGCAUUGUGUGUGCAUGCAUGAAGUAGUCAGACUUCUUUCCUUUUUUCUGGAGUGUACAUGGGCGUGAGUGCUCUGUAUUUUUCAAAACUGUGUAUACAUUAUUAAAAUAUUGAUUUUUAAAAUGUAAUUUAAAGUGUAGGUUUGUAUUUCAUGCCAAGUGCCCUGCUAGUUUCCUGAUGGCACUAAAGGCCUAUUUGUGUGGGGGGUGAUGAUAGUGAAGUAUUUACUCUUACCGGAGUGUUUAAUCCCACCAAUUUGCUAAUGUACUGUUUUGUACUACUUCAUAAAAAAAAAAAAUAAGCUGAUGAGAGUACAAGUAAUUAAUCUGAAAGUUUUCCCUAUCAAUGUGUAAAUAUAGAUAUAUUUUUCAUGGUUUCUAAAAAAGAUUAAAUUAAGUGAAAGAAUAUUCUGCUUUUAAGUAACUAGAUAUACAGUUCCUUAGGAUUUUAUUUUCCUUAUUAAGCCAAUCUUUACAAGUACCCCCCAAAUAUAUAUUUGUUUCUAUAUAUAUAUAUAUGAACUAACACUGAGACAAAAAAUAAUACUUUUGGAAGUGACUUUCUUUUAAUCAGUACAAGUUGAGCAAUAAGGAUUUCACUACCAUCGAGGUUAAUCAAGAAGGGAGCAAAACAAUACACAUGGUAUUGGUUUGAAUUACUUUUAUAAAUUUUCAUAGCUGUUGAAUGAAUACACCAAACCUGUAAUGUAGAGAAUUACUUGGUGGUCAACAGCACUUCAUGCAUUUGGGAGUAUGUCUUGCUAAUAAUUAGAAAAAGGAGGCCUAAGUUAUCUGUGCAUUUGCAACUUUUCACGAGUCAACAAAAACAACAGUGAUGUUUCCCACACCCAUUUGUUAUGAUUCCAACACCUAACAUCAGACACAGCUACUUUGCAAUUUAUCUGUAGAGUCCUCAUUAAAAUUUUUAAUUUCUUUGUUAUCCCUAAUUACCAACAUCCUUUUGUUUUGUGAGUGGCAGUGUCUUUCCCCACCCAUAAACGAAAACUUACAAAAUCACAAGUGUAUCUCUGGAAAUCCAUUGAGUGACUGACUAAUGCUGAAUUUCCCUUUCCUUCUGAUACCUGUUAUUAAGAAACUGAGGUGGACUCAGGACUUUGCUUCCUCAGUGCAAAUCAGAGAGUAAAAUGUUUAACCUCUUGACAUCAACAGCUCUCAGAAGACACAAUGUUGUGCCCAGACCCCUUUCAGGCCACACUCCGCUCUGCAGUUUGCACUUGGGCUAUGGCAAUGCUCAGGGUAUCUGCCUUCCUCACUCUUGGAGAACAAUAGUCUGCUUAGACUUAAAAUGAUUCAUUAAUAACCCCAGUAAGUUUGUAGAAUUUGUAGAAUGAAUGAAAUCAGUGCUAAAAUUUAAUUAAAUGCUGUGUUAAUUAGAGAAGGUCUCACAGAUGCAUUAAGAUUGUUAGCCCUUCUUUAGGUAGGGCGCAUCCCUCUCUCUGGGCUCUAAAUACCUUGCAAAAGAGAACUGUACUUUUCUCUGUGGCUUCUAGAACAGAGAUAAACAUGAAAUAAAUAUUUCUUUUUUGGUCAUUAACAGGAGUUUCUUAAUAAAACAAACAAUUUAAUUACAGUGAUGGGAUUCUAAUUCCAUGCCUCUUUUCCCCAUCCCCACUCCCCCAAAAGAGUGGAAAUCUAUUAAAUAUUACACUUUAGCUGCCCAUUUCUGUGUUUUGGAAAUCUCUGGAAGCAAUUUAGCUCUUAGCAAAUUCCUAAGCUUUCCACCCUACUCGAUGCACUAUUUUUUUCUUGAAAGAUAUUUGAGGGAAAAAUAAAUGGAUCUCAGCGAUAAAAUCCAGUCUUUGAUAAAACUCCUCAAACUGUAUGUUGAGGGAAUCCAUCAUGGUUUAUAGAUUAGGAACUUGGAUAAUAUAAAUGUAAAAUAAUUUUGAAGUUAAGAUUCAUAUAUUAUUUUACAUAAUAGAAUUUAGAUUACCAAGCAACCUACAAGUUGCGACAAUAUUCUAUAUUGUUCACCUUUUAAAAUCGGAGUUCUUUCUAGUUUGACAACAGGACAUGUUGAAAUUCAAAAAUAUCCUUUUACCUGGGCUCCCUUUUCUCAGUAAAUCAGCAAAUAUUAUCAAGUACGUAAGCAUAGCCUGGCUUACUCAACAUCAUCAUUGUCCUUGCAGAAGAAGCCAGGAA
Vicugna pacos (alpaca) is the source of this 17817-nucleotide messenger RNA. Lineage: Eukaryota; Metazoa; Chordata; Mammalia; Artiodactyla; Camelidae. The record is from RefSeq and is a predicted model, not a curated record.